Bemisia tabaci is the source of this 1444-nucleotide messenger RNA. The record is from RefSeq and is a predicted model, not a curated record. NCBI's taxonomy places the organism in Eukaryota, Metazoa, Arthropoda, Insecta, Hemiptera, Aleyrodidae.
UCCCCCCCUUGCCCCCACUACAUCUAUAGAUAACAAAAUCAGUAAAAUGGCUCCAAAAUCGUCAGAUCAGAGAGAAUCCAAUGAAAAUAUUUCAGUAUUACCAACGUCGAUCAACUAUGCAGAUCCUGAUCUUGAGAUAGAUGAGCAGUAUCCGCCUCCUGGGCCAUCGUCGCACAAAAGCGGCGACGAACUCUCAAAAGUAUAUUUUUCAUCGCUCGUCAAUUUGGCAACAGGUAGUUUUUACACCCUCUUCGGUCUUCUGAAACACUCCAUUCUGCGGCCGUACAUUAUUUUUUGGCAUGAGUUGUCGAUGGAUCCAAGAGUUCGACUCAGCCCAUGGUCCCCCCCUCCGAAAGAUGAAGUGAAAAUGUCCAGAAGGCAGAUCUCCAUAGUAAGGAGAAGAAGAUUCUUCACUCUACUCGUCCACGUUUUGGCUGUUGUGGGCUUUUAUUACUGCCUCGCAGGCCAAGUUAAGGUCUACACCGUAUUGUGGGCCGUGAUGUUGGGGGUGGCCUCCUCGACGGCGGUGACGGCGGGGGCGCACCGGCUGUGGUCGCACCACUCCUUCAAGGCCACGUGGCAGCUCCGGCUCCUGCUCAUGGUGUUCCAGACGAUGGCCCUCGAGUUCAGCAUCCUGGACUGGGUCCGCAACCACCGGGUCCACCACAAGUUCGUCGACACCGACGCCGACCCGCACAACGCCCGCCGCGGCUUCUUCUUCUCCCACGUCGGCUGGGUCCUCGUCGCCCCCCACCCCGCCUUCCUCGCCGCCCGCAAACGCGUCUACGUCGACGACGUCCAGAGCGACUGGGUCGUCACCUUCCAGGCCAGAUACUAUUGGUACUUGAACAUACUGCUUUGUUACAUCAUCCCUACCGUUGUUCCUUGGUAUUUUUGGAAUGAGAACUUCUGGGCAGCUCAUUUUGUGGCAGGCCAUCUGCGUCAAGUGAUCUUCCUACAUGGGACUUUUACGAUUAACAGCAUUGCUCACAAGUGGGGUAUAAGGCCAUAUGACAGUCUUAAUCACUGUUCAACCCUUAGGAGAAUUUUGCCGACAGAAAACAUGUUUGUAUCAUUCGCAUCAAUGGGCGAUGGCUGGCACAAUUACCACCAUGUCUUCCCGUGGGACUAUAAAAACUCUGAGCUGUGGGAUUACAAGCUCAACCUAUCAGCAUUGCUGGUAGAUAUCUGUGCCAAGAUUGGUUGGGCAUACGAUCUCAAGACUGUAUCACACAAGAUGGUGGCCGAGCGGGUAAAAAAAACAGGCGAUGGGACGCAUCCCCUGAGCGAGGACAAGGUCAUCUGGGGCUGGAACGAUGAAGACAUGUCUCGACAAGAAAGGGAAGUAGCUCUCAUUACCCAUGAAAAGCUCUUUUGUAAGCAAAAUUAAAGAGAGACUGGGCAACCCUUCUGUUGGUUUAAGCAAUUUUGCAAAAAAAAAAAA